Messenger RNA from Drosophila ananassae, 1253 nucleotides. Its product is annotated as retinol-binding protein pinta. The transcript is spliced from 4 exons. Lineage: Eukaryota; Metazoa; Arthropoda; Insecta; Diptera; Drosophilidae. Gene Ontology annotation, cellular component: membrane. The coding region runs from base 224 to 1159 and encodes 311 amino acids. Gene Ontology annotation, molecular function: phosphatidylinositol bisphosphate binding. The record is from RefSeq and is a predicted model, not a curated record.
AUCGGCGUUUCCACUCCGAGCCGGUGACAGUCGCGCGCCCACAGUCAGAGUCAGCGGUUGAUCACACACUCGAUUUUCGAUUCGCAAGAAGGAGGCGUACCCAAAUACAUAGCAUAUCUAUAUAUAAUAUAACAACUUAUAUGCAUAUCUGUAUAUAUACCUCUGUAUAAUAUUAAAUUAAAAACAAUUGUGUUGAUAAGGAUAAGGGGAACAGACCGUUACCAUGUCGGACGAUAAUUCCAUACGCCGCCUGAGUCCUGAGCUGGCCAAAAAGGCGCAGGACGAGCUGGGCGAGGUGCCAGAUAGAAUCAAUGAGGAUAUCGACACGUUGCGCACUUGGAUCUCGAAGCAGCCACACCUGAAGGCUCGCCAGGAUGCCCAGUUCCUGGUGGCCUUCCUGCGUGGCUGUAAAUACAGUCUGGAGAAGACGAAACUGAAGCUGGACAACUUCUAUGCUAUGAGAGGAGCCGUGCCAGAGCUCUACAAGAAUCGUUUUGUGGGCGAAAAGCAGUUGGCCAUUCUGGACACAGGUUGCUUGCUGAGAUUGCCAAAACCCUUGAAAACAGACGGUCCACGUAUCCACAUCUCCCGCUACGGCCAAUACGAUUCCAAAAAGUACACCAUUGGCGAGGUUGUCCAGAUCAGCACCAUGUUGGGUGAGAUUCAGAUACGGGAGGAUGACAAUGCGAUGGUGUCUGGCUUCGUAGAGAUCAUAGACAUGAAGGGCGUUGGCAUGGGACACAUACUCCAAUUCGAUGUGGUGCUGGUGAAGAAACUGGCUGUCCUGGGAGACAAAGCUUUGCCCUACAGGCCCAAAGGAUUCCACUUUGUAAAUGCCCCGCCCAGUGCCGAGAAGUUAAUGUCCAUUGCCAAAAGUUUGAUGAGCGACAAAAUUAAGAAAAGGUUCCACAUUCACUCGAAUCUGGAAAGUCUCUAUGAAUAUGUGCCCAAGGAUUGCCUGCCCGCCGAGUAUGGCGGCAGCAAUGGCACCAUCCAGGAUGUGGUCAGCACGUGGAAGACGAAACUGACAUCCUACAAGGCUUUCUUCGAGGAGGAAGUGUCCUAUGGCACCAAUGAAAAGCUAAGACGAGGACAACCGGUUAAUGCUGAGGCUCUAUUCGGAAUCGAAGGCUCCUUCCGAAAACUCGAAAUCGACUAGUUAGUUUUUAGUUUUUUAGUCAAUUUUUUAAUCUUUAUCGUUGCAAAAAAUGAACACAAACUGGUACUAAAACACUAAAACUUCCAUGGAAUAA